CACACUCUCAACACAUUUGGGACAAUUUACAGAGGGCCAAUUAAUCUACAAACCCGCACGUCUUUGGAAUGUGCGAGGAAACCGAGCACCCGGGGAAAAUCCACGCGGUCACAGGGAGAACGAGCAAACUCCGCACACAGACAGCACCCAAGGUCGGUAUCGAACCAGGAUCUCUGGUGCUGUGAGGCAGCGGCUCUACCAACUGCACCACCAUUUGGAUGGAGCAGAUAUCUUAAAACUAACCUAUCAUUCUGUCUUAAUAUUUAGAUGUGUUGAUGGCCGACUCUACAGUAAUCAAUGAGAGUGCAACAUGGACCAAUACCUCCCACAACAACACUUGCCUAUUACCCUAUACAGUUUAUCCAUCAUUUAUGCAUAUUGCAUACUCCAUCAUUUGUAUAGCUGGAGCCAUUCUCAACUGCCUGGCUUUCUCCGUAUACUUCUGUCACAUUCCCAGCAGCAAUAGCGUCAUCGUUUAUUUGAAAAACCUGGUGGUGGCCGAUUUAUUGCUCGUUCUGUCUCUGCCGAUAAGGAUCAUAGACGUGAACAACACCUUCCCUGUCGCAUUCAGGAAAUUCUACUGUGGUUACAUAGCUCCAAUCUUCUAUUUGAAUAUGUACUCCAGCAUUCUCUUCCUCGGGUACAUAGCUGGCUACAGAUACCUCAAGAUUGUGAAACCACUCAAUACGUACUCUAUCCAAAGACUCCGAUCAGCCAAAAUUCUCUCUGUAGGAACCUGGUGCACACUCUUUGCCCUUGGAUUGUCUUAUGUAUUCCUGAAGGGGGAAAAGAAGCUAAAGACCAAUUUGAAAACAGCUUGCCGGGAAUUUAGAGGUGGUUUUGGAGUAUACUGGCAUCUAACCCUUCACACUAGUUGCACAAUCUUGUUUCUCCUUGUGUUAAUAGCUCUCUGCUUCUUCUAUUUUCAAACCAUGAAGCGACUGGAGAAGUCCCCGUCUUCGAGUUCAAGCAAGAAGAAAGUCAAGGCAAAAAACAACAUUCUAGUUCUGCUUGUCGUGUUCUUAAUUUGCUUUGUCCCCUAUCACAUAGUCAGGAUUCCUUACAUGUUGAGUCAGAUAAAUGUAAUUUCCAAUUGUUACUGGAGGAUGAUGCUGCUCAAGUUGAUAGACCCCACAAUUGUUCUGGCAACGCUUAAUUCGUGCUUGGAUCCGGUGAUCUACUUCUUAUCCUGCAAGGCAUUUAGGUCAAAGUUGGGCCUAGAUAAAAAUGAAAGUGACAGCGAUCCACCCGAAGACCGAUCUUCACGUGCAAACGUGUCGCAAACUGUGCUGGACUCCCCUGCCCACAGCCACGUCAACAACGCAAAUGACUGCAGUAUUAACCUUGAAAAGCUAAACUAGGUUUCCAUCCUGUGUAGGAAGGAACUGCAGAUUCUAGCUUACACCGAAGAUAGACACAAAAUGCUGGAGUAACUCAGCUGGUCAGGCAGCAUCCCUGGAGAAAAGGAAUAGGUGACAUUUCGGCUCGAGACCCUCCCACAGACUGAGUCGGGGGAGAGGGAAACUAGAGGUAAGGACCUGUCUAUCUAGGUUUCUAUCUCAAUCAUUCCACUUAACCGUAAAUGACCAAAAUCCCCUUGAAGUUCCUUGGCAACAAUAAACAGAACAAUGCUCCUCUAGAUUUCCUUCCACGUUCCUGGAAUGGACCAACACAUGUCAGGAACAUUGAGCAAUUUUGAGAUGCUGCUGGUGUUCUUCAUCUGACUGAACGGUAAUCAUAUAACACACAAGGUCUCACAAAACUGAAAUCAAAUUGGCUAACAUUGAGAUGUUAUCUUGGAACAUGUCCACAGCCAAGUAUACAGGAAGUUGGGAUGACUGUUAUGACUGCAACCUCCAGUAGCAACAAUCUUCACCAAGACUCCUAUGUACCCAAGUCUUAUUUCAUCACAUAAGCUCUCCUCUAUCAAACAUUUGACCUCAGCUUCGUACGAAUAUGGAUGCUUACAGCUCUCAUUAGACGCAAAGGAAACUGCUUUACAUAGUAUGUAUCAAUAAUUUGUGCUCCUUUUUGUUAACAGGCCGCUUAGAGCCAAUAAUAAAAUUUGUAAUCAAUUGUUCAAAACUUCAGGUAUAAAUUAUUAAUCUAGCAAACACCUUAAUAUCUAUACACAACACAAAUACAACCAUAUCUCACUUUACGCGGAGGUUAUGUUUGGGAAAAGCAGCACGCACCUCAAAAACACAUAAAUCAAACAUUUUUACCAUAAGAAUGGUAGGGUGGCACAGUGGUGCAGCGGUAGAGAUGCUGCCUCACAGUGCCAGAGACCCAGGUUCAAUCCUGACUACGAGUGCCAUCUGUACAGAAUUUUUAUGUUCUCUCUGUGACCGCGUGGGUUUUCUCUGUGAGCUACGGUUUCAUCCCACAUUCCAAAAACGUACAGGCUUGAGGGUGAAUUGCCUUCUGUAAAUUGUACAUUUUUCGUAGUAUAGGAUAGUGCUAGUGUGCGGGGUGAUCACUGGACGGCAUGGAUUCGGUGGGCCAAAGGGCCUGUUUCCGUGCUGCAUCUCUAAAGACUAAUGUAUGUAAAUGGUACAGGUGAGAGGAUUUAAAAACAAUAUCAGAGAUAUGCCUUCAUCAUACGACAAAUAAUGCAUUAAUGACUGCCAUUAUUUCUU
Leucoraja erinaceus (little skate) is the source of this 2639-nucleotide messenger RNA. Its product is annotated as P2Y purinoceptor 14-like. Bases 276 to 1361 code for a protein of 361 amino acids. Gene Ontology annotation, molecular function: G protein-coupled purinergic nucleotide receptor activity. Gene Ontology annotation, cellular component: membrane. Lineage: Eukaryota; Metazoa; Chordata; Chondrichthyes; Rajiformes; Rajidae. Gene Ontology annotation, biological process: G protein-coupled receptor signaling pathway. The record is from RefSeq and is a predicted model, not a curated record. The transcript has a single exon.